This is a messenger RNA of Sphaerulina musiva SO2202, 1110 nucleotides long. Its product is annotated as N-terminal nucleophile aminohydrolase. Gene Ontology annotation, cellular component: nucleus; proteasome core complex; cytosol. Gene Ontology annotation, biological process: proteasomal protein catabolic process. NCBI's taxonomy places the organism in Eukaryota, Fungi, Ascomycota, Dothideomycetes, Mycosphaerellales, Mycosphaerellaceae. Gene Ontology annotation, molecular function: peptidase activity. The coding region runs from base 90 to 701 and encodes 203 amino acids. The transcript is spliced from 4 exons. The record is from RefSeq and is a predicted model, not a curated record.
CAGACAAACAGCUCCACUGCACCGCUGGAACAACCAACACAUCCACCCAACACCCACACACCUUACACUCCAUCACCACUGUUGUCAUCAUGGAGGUCCUUCUCGGCAUCACAGGCAAGGACUUUACCAUCAUGGCCGCCUCCAAAGCUGCCAUGAGAGGUGCCACCAUCCUCAAGGCUUCCGACGAUAAGACGCGCGCCCUCAACAAGCACACGCUGAUGGCCUUUGUGGGAGAAGCUGGCGAUACGAUCCAAUUCGCCGACUACGUCCAGGCCAACACCGCCCUCUACGGCAUCCGCAACGGCAAUGAGCUCACCCCCAACGAAACCGCCUCCUUCGUACGCUCCGAACUCGCCAAGUCGCUGCGCUCGCGCUCACCCUACACGGUCAAUCUGUUGCUCGGUGGCUACGACACACACCACAACAAGCCCACGCUGCAUUGGAUCGACUACCUCGCGUCCUGCGCCCCUCUACCUUACGCCGCCCAUGGAUACGCACAGUACUACUGUCUGGCGAUAUUAGACAAACAUCACCACCCUGACAUCAGCUACGAGCAGGGCAUGAAGAUUCUCCGAAUGUGCACAGAUGAGCUGAAGAGACGACUGCCGAUCGACUUCAAGGGAGUGCUUGUGAAGGUGAUUGACAAGGACGGAGUAAGAGAAGUGGAUUAUGAUGAUUCAAAACAGGUGUUGGCGCCUUAAAUCGGCCGCACUGUCCUCGUAAUGACGGGGCUGACACAGGUCUUGAAGACGCAUGGCGCGGCGUUCAGGCGUUGGGCUCGAAGAGAGCGUUCAUGAUCACGCUGCUCUGGAAGAGAGACUACUGCAUCAAGCAAACCCUUGUUUCCAAUCGCCAACACUCGAGCGACUGCUGUAUACUCAUCCGGACAGUCUGUCAGCAUGGCGCUGCUUGGCCUAUCUGCGCGAGUUUUUCCAAGACUGGCCGCCGAUCUGCUACCUUGACACACAUACCCGAGCACAAACUCAUCUGCCUCUAUCUUCUGUAGAGCUUGUCAGGUCCUACAGGCAAGAUGAAAACCACUUGGACCCAUAGCAGAAACUCACUUUACGAUAGACUGACAAAAGCAUGCCACGAAAGACGGAAUAUUAC